AGAGUAGUGGCCUUACACUUUCUGUAUGUAUACAUUUUUUCACAACACUGAAGAGCUUCUUCUCUUUCUUUCUCUCUCUGAGACUUGAAUUUGACUUUGCAAGCAAAGUGUAAACCUAAACCCUAGCCUUAUACUCAGCAGUACUAGUAGUAUUUCAAGGAUCAAUUCAACUCCGUUUCUACUUUUUCUCGAACUGAAUCAAUCAAUCAAUCAAUCAAUGUUGAACCUCAUUUCUUCUUAGUCUCUCUUCUCUAUCUAUCUAUCUAUCAUUUUCACAAAUGGGUAGACGUCAUGGUUGGGAACUUCCUUUUCACACUUUUCAGGUGGUGGCUAUAACGGUUUUUUUCUUGUUAUGCAUUGCAUAUUAUGCAUUCUUUGCUCCUUUUCUCGGAAACGACAUUUUCGAAUAUGUCGCUUUUGGUGUUUACUCUCUAAUGGCACUCUCCGUAUUCAUUCUCUAUGUUCGAUGCACUGCCAUCGACCCCGCUGAUCUUGGAGUAGUGCUUGAUUGUGAUAAAACAUCUAAGAAUAGAUCAAAACUUGAUGAAGAGUUGGCAGAACCCAGCAAGAUAGGGCUAAAGGAUGAAGGAAUGUCUGAUCGGCAUGGUUCAAAUGGGUGCUCCAAACUCGGAUGUUGCUUGUGUAGUUUCCUUGCUAUAGAAGAUUGCCGUAGUGAUGAAGAUUAUAUUCAACAGCAGCAAUCUGGAGAGGAGGAUGCUUUGUUCUGUACUUUGUGCAAUGCUGAGGUUCGGAAGUUCAGUAAGCACUGUAGAAGUUGUGACAAAUGUGUUGAUGGAUUUGAUCAUCAUUGUCGGUGGUUGAACAAUUGCGUUGGAAGGAAGAAUUACAUCUCAUUUGUGUGCCUAAUGGCAGUGAGCCUGGUUUGGCUUCUACUUGAAUGCGGAGUUGGAAUUGCUGUGCUUGUCAGAUGUUUUGUUCAUAAGAAGGAUACAGAGUAUCUGAUAGCUGAAAAGCUUGGAGCUGGCUUCACUCGUGCCCCCUUUGCUACAAUAGUGGCCAUAUGCACAGCAGUUUCUUUCCUUGCGAUUAUACCUCUGGGAGAGCUAUUCUUUUUUCAUAUGAUCUUGAUCAGAAAGGGUAUUACAACAUAUGAGUAUGUCGUUGCAAUGAGAACUCUGACUGAACCACCCGGUCCUUCCGUUGACGCGGGUGAGCAACAGAGUCUACCUUCAUCUCCUACCGGUUCAUCUGUGACUGCAAUAAGCGGAAGAAGCUCUGUCGGAAUGAGUUUGCAAAUCAAAGGUGCCUGGUGUACACCUCCAAGAAUCUUUAUGGAUCAACAGGAUGAAAUUAUACAUCAUUUGGAGCCAGGACGUUUACCAUCUACCGUGGAUCCAGAUGCAAUACAACCACCUGACAAAGGGAAAAAAAUAAACCAGCGCCCCGUGCGAAUAAGUGCAUGGAAACUUGCAAAAUUAGAUUCCAACGAGGCAGCUAAGGCAUUAGCUAAAGCUCGAGCCUCAUCAUCCGUGCUUCGUCCAAUUAGUUCUCGAUCUCAUGCAUAUGAUGUAGAUCAUUUAUCAAGUAGCAAUGUGAGUGGAAGAAGCAGCCCUAAUAGCAACCAGGGAUUUCAUAACAAAUAUGAUCCAGCGGGAACAUCAAGAUUAUCUCCUUCCAAGAGCUCAUACCCUCCCAGUCAAGCAAGCAGGGAAGAUUUAGAUGCAUGUCAGCACAGUAUGAGCAACUUUAGCAGUCCUCAAGUCUCCAACCUAACUCCAUCGCCAAUGCAGAGACCAGGUUUGAACAGAGACCAUUUCAACCCCAUGUAUCAGCAACCAUCUGCAAACCAGUCUCCCUCAUCAGCUAAAGAAAGCGAAGGGAAUAUAAAUCCAGUUCAUGGAAAUGGUGCACGUGUGCCAAUGAGAAAUAACAGCUUAGCUGUUUCAGAGGAUAGAAGAUCGUCAGUGUUUUGGGAUCCAAAAGCCGCGCGGUUUGUCCCGAACUCAUCUAGAGUUCAAGGCAGUUCUCAGAUUCCGGGAACAGAGUUAAUGUACACUGGUCGUUCUAUAUUUUUUGGCAGUCCCGCUGUGAAUGAACAGUCAAAUGCAAGAACAGGAAACAGCAGCUCAGUAGCUGGUGUUUCGGACAGAGAUAAUACAACAAGAGAUUUUCAAACAGGUAGAUCACGUAGAGGUGCCCAGCUUCCAGUGUUUGUUCCUGGUUAUUCCCAGCAAAACAAGUUCUCUUAGGGUAUAUGUUUGGAUUGAUGGUAUAACGUUGAAUAGAAUGGAAUGUGAUAACAUCCAUUUUUAAAAUCUAAAUAGUAGAAUGUUAGCCAUUCCAUUCUACUCCAUUUAACCAUUAAUUGCAAUUUUUUCUUCUCUUCCUUUUUAUUUGAAUCAUGUUAUCCUGCACUUUUUAAUCCAUGUCUUCUUGUUGCCACCGCGUAGUUUAGUUCAUUCGAUAUUCCACUGUAUAGGCUAAGGGAUCAUAACAUUUCUCUGUACGAAAAUUCUAGUAAUUUAUUGACCACUAUAAUUGCAUUUGAGUUAUUUA
This is a messenger RNA of Trifolium pratense (red clover), 2517 nucleotides long. RefSeq names its product protein S-acyltransferase 21. Gene Ontology annotation, molecular function: protein-cysteine S-palmitoyltransferase activity. Gene Ontology annotation, biological process: peptidyl-L-cysteine S-palmitoylation; protein targeting to membrane. The coding region runs from base 279 to 2210 and encodes 643 amino acids. Gene Ontology annotation, cellular component: endoplasmic reticulum; Golgi apparatus. Lineage: Eukaryota; Viridiplantae; Streptophyta; Magnoliopsida; Fabales; Fabaceae. The record is from RefSeq and is a predicted model, not a curated record. The transcript has 10 exons.